Fundulus heteroclitus (mummichog) is the source of this 1000-nucleotide messenger RNA. RefSeq names its product centrosomal protein 19 (gene cep19). The transcript has 2 exons. NCBI's taxonomy places the organism in Eukaryota, Metazoa, Chordata, Actinopteri, Cyprinodontiformes, Fundulidae. Gene Ontology annotation, biological process: trans-Golgi to periciliary membrane compartment transport; microtubule anchoring at centrosome. The record is from RefSeq and is a predicted model, not a curated record. Gene Ontology annotation, cellular component: centriole; centrosome; ciliary basal body. Bases 162 to 638 code for a protein of 158 amino acids.
GCCAGGCUCCUUGGUAACGCUUCCUUUGUAAGGUCCUUUCUGUUUUCAAUUUAGUGAGAAAUGUUGGAGUCAUCAUGGAUUUAAUAUGUUUUUUCUAACCAUAAACUCCAGAGGGAGAACUCAUUUAACUUGCGUAUUUUCCCGACAACGUAAAGGUGAAGAUGAGUUGUGAAGCAAAACGCUGCGGGGUUCGGUUCAGCCCUCCGUCCAUAGUUCUGAUGUAUGUCCACACUGACACCAAAAAGAUGCGGAAAAGAAUCAUACCCGUACGAAACUUCUCAAAAUAUUCUGACUGCAGCGUGGCUGCUGAAAGACUGAAGAACCACCCGAGGCACAGGGACUACCUGCGUCAAGUACCCCAAAGCCAACUGGAGAAACUCCACAUCAUCCUGCGAGAUCACAUGCAGGGUUCGAGCCUGGAGGACAUCCUUGCUUCGUUCCGCCUGGACCCAGAGGAGGACCUGAAUAAACUGGAUGACGAGGAACUCGCCCGCAAAAAGGGCCAAAUGGACCGGCUGUUCGAGAGGAACCGCAAGCGGACGGACGACCCGGACUUUGUCUAUGACCUGGAGGUGGAGUUUGACAAAUCCAACCAAGAGAAGUGCAGCUGGGAUGAAGAGUCAGAUGAUGAAUUUUAAAACUCUCGUUGCCCUUUUGUAAUAAUUUAGUUCAUGAUUAAACUAUAUCACAACAAAAGUUCCAUUGUGGUAACACCAGGUCAGAUAAAGUAACCUUUCUGCUGGAUGCAUAGCAGGCCCAAGGUGUUAUGAGGCUUUAAGUGGAAUUUGGGUCCCACUUCCAGUAAUGUAGACUUAGGAGAGUUGGCAAUGAAGGACAAAAUUCAAUGUUUAGUUCACAAAUAACUUUUGGAAGAGAAAAAAAUAGAGGUAGUUUUCCAAUCUAUUUAGUCACAGGGGGUGGAAAAUGUGACCCCAGCUCAGACAAGCAGUAGAAAUGAUAAAAAUGACCAUUAAAUUUGACUGUUAAUGUAACUUUUAAA